AUGAGCGAAGACACAUCCACAGCCAAAGACGCAGAAACAGUCGCCCAGAUCAUCGUCAACAGCCUGUACAAUGCGGGCGUGCGCGUGGUGUUCGGCGUACCCGGCGCCAAAAUCGACGCCAUCUUCGACUGCCUCAUGGACCACCCGGAGAUCAAGCUGAUCGUGGCGCGCCACGAACAAAACGCCGCCUUCAUGGCCGCCGCAGUGGGCCGCAUCACCGGCGUUCCGGGUGUCUGCAUCGGCACCAGCGGGCCCGGGGCGUCGAAUCUGGCCACUGGCCUCGUCACCGCCACGACGGAGAACGACCCCGUGGUGGCCCUCGUGGGCUCCGUGCCCCGCCACAUGAACCUGAAGAGGACGCACCAGAGCAUGCGCGCCCUGGACAUCCUCGGCCCGACCGCCAAGACCGCCGUGGGCAUCGACGUCGAGGACCAAGCCGCCGAGGUUGUGUUGAACGCGUUCCGUUCGGCCAGCACGUCGCCCAAAGGGGCCAACGUCAUCUCCAUCCCCCAGGACGUCGCGAGGGGGAAGUCCAAGGUCCUGGCGUUCCCGUCCCACGCGUUCACUCCGCCACGGUACGGCCCCGCAGCGCCCGAAACGCUCGACCAGGUGGUCGAAAUGAUCGAGCAGGCCAAGUUACCGGUGCUGUUCCUCGGCAUGCGCGCCAGCAGUCCGCGGGUCGUGGAGGCGGUGCGCGCCUUGCUGGGCCGAUUCCCCCUGCCGACGAUCGAGACGUUCCAGGCCGCGGGCGCGGUGCCCAAGGAGUUGGUCCACCUGUUCUACGGCCGCGUGGGCCUCUUCCGCAAUCAGGUCGGCGACAAGCUGCUGGCCAAGUCGGACCUCGUGCUCGCGGUCGGGUAUGACCCCGUCGAGUACGACGCCAACGCCUGGAAUCCCGCGGGCAGCCGCAAGGUCGUCCACAUCGACUACACGGCCUGCGACUACGGGACGUACUACCACCCGGUGGCCGAGCUGGUGGGGUCCGUGGUCGAGAACGUCAAAUACCUGACAGGGAAGAUGACGAGGAUAUCGGAGCCAUCCAUCUCGGAGCUCUGCCGCGGCCUGACGCAGGAGUACACCCAGUGGCAGGACCGGCCGGAGGUGCACCGCUCGGAGGGCCUCGUGCACCCUUUGCACUUUAUCAGGGCGCUGCAGGGGAUGGUCUCCCAGGACACGACGGUGUGUGUCGACGUGGGGAGCGUCUACAUUUACUUUAUGCGGUAUUUCUUUGCGUACGAGCCGCGAAGGUUACUUUGCUCCGACGGCCAACAAACCCUCGGCGUAGCCCUCCCCUGGGCCAUCGCGGCCUCUUUGACGCAGUCCCCGCCGUGUUCCGAAAAAGUCAUCUCGAUAAGCGGCGACGGCGGCUUCAUGUUCUCCUCGCAAGAGUUGUCCACGGCGGUCCCCCAGCACUGCAACAUCACGCACUUCAUCUGGAACGACGAGGCCUACAACAUGGUCGAGUUCCAGGAGGUCAUGAAGUACGGGCGUGCCAGCGGCGUGAAGCUGGGCGGCGUCGACUUCGUGGCGCUCGCGCAGAGUUUCGGGGCCCGCGGGUUUCGGAUCGCGGACUCGAGUGAGGUCGAGAGCGUGAUCCGCGAGGCCCUGGAUUAUCAAGGGGUCAGCCUGGUGGAUGUACGCAUCGAUUAUAAGGGGAAUAAGGACCUCGCGGGGAAUUUGAUCGAGGAUGAGUGGAAUUGA
Messenger RNA from Cladophialophora yegresii CBS 114405, 1701 nucleotides. Its product is annotated as acetolactate synthase, catabolic. Gene Ontology annotation, cellular component: acetolactate synthase complex. Lineage: Eukaryota; Fungi; Ascomycota; Eurotiomycetes; Chaetothyriales; Herpotrichiellaceae. Gene Ontology annotation, biological process: butanediol metabolic process; L-valine biosynthetic process. The record is from RefSeq and is a predicted model, not a curated record. The transcript is spliced from 2 exons. The coding region runs from base 1 to 1701 and encodes 566 amino acids. Gene Ontology annotation, molecular function: magnesium ion binding; flavin adenine dinucleotide binding; acetolactate synthase activity.